ACAGGAAGACUUAUAAUUGCGAGAGGAAUGAUCAUUUCAGUUUUGGAUUUAGAAUUUCAAACUCAACUACGAAUUUAGAAAAGAAUACGAGAGAAGGGAGGAAGAGAAGAUUUAAAAUAUUUGUUUUGUAGUGAGUAAGAAAUAUCACAGAAGGCUUCUCUUUGAAAUAAUUGAGUAAUUGACUGUCCCCGUUUUCUGCCUAUCUCUGACCCUCGACGUGAUGGCCACCGUGAGAUCUACAGUGCCGCCGUCUUCAUCAAAAACCCGAUGGAACAAACUCUCAGUCCACGCAUCUCGCAUCUACUUUGUUCUCAUCAUCCUUCAGAUACCUCUCUUCAGGGUUCCAUGUAGAUCUGGUAUGUGUACAACACCAAUGCAUGUCACAUCUUCCCAGUUGAUUGCCAGUGAUAUAUUUCCUGUUCCAGUUGUGAAGGUCCUUCUGUACCCUGGGGCAUUUGCCAAUAGCUUGAUCAGGAAUAUGACAGUUCCUAGUUGGGACAAUUUGCUAAACAUGUACAACCUGACUCGUAUAAAGGAUGCUUCUGCAGUAUCGGACCUACAGCGCUUGGAGGUUCUUGCUGGAAGCUAUUUCUCUGUAGCUGGAGCUCUCAUUGGCAUCAUAAAAUCUGGAAGGAUGAGCAUGUUUGGAACACUACUAGUUAUUUGGGGCCUUGUAAAGGAAGGUAUACUUAACAAACAAGCAAACCCUGAUCCUGCAAGGGCAGUCUUUGUCUAUCCAACAAUGUUGAUAGCGUUGGUCUGUUCGUUCCUGUCUGUGAAGUAUGACAUAAAGAGGGUUAUGAGAGGGGCACCAGUAAGAGCCGUGGCAAAGCCUCUGCAGAGAUCCUCAAAAAACAAACUGAACUGAGUCCUUCCUGGUACUGAUGCUUUUUCUAUCAGAUGCUUCUUCUCCCAUAAAUGUUUUGUCAUAUUAUGGGAACCUAAUUAAGUAUGAGGUAUGUUGGAAUCCCUUGGAAAAUUUGACUGCAUGAAAGGGGAAAUUUAUGUGAAGAAAUACUGAGAAGUAUGAAAAGCUGCUGUGAGUUGAGAUUUUAACUGAGAUCUGUCAUUUUCCCUUUCUGUUUGCUACUUGGGCAAGUAAAACAAUUUUAAAAAUGUAUUAGUAUUUGUUUUUUGUCUUGUUUGAGGAAGUGAGAAGCUGUAUGGAGCUUUUUUCCAUAAACACCAGAUCAGAAAAUACACAAAGUCGUCUUCUCGAACGCUAGUUAUAUAUUGU
Messenger RNA from Cuscuta campestris, 1237 nucleotides. The record is from the annotation of a GenBank genome assembly. Lineage: Eukaryota; Viridiplantae; Streptophyta; Magnoliopsida; Solanales; Convolvulaceae.